GGGCUUCCGCAGGACCUUACAGCUGACUGUUGUUCCAAUUUUACUGCUUAUCGCUGACAUAUUUCUCACUGAUAAGCCUGAACUCGUGCCUUUGCGCCUCAUGUUGGAGCACAUCCACAAGGACCAGUUGAGGAUUGUAUAUAUAAUGCGCUCCCUUUGCCAACGGCAGCGUAGCUUCAAGUUCAAGUCUGCCUUCUGGUUUGAAGAUGACGACUGUAGAUCCUCAGGACCAGGACCGAGUGGCCUACGUGCAGUCCGUAUCCUCUCACUCGGACAAAGAGAAGAGUGCUAUUACCACCGACAUUGUCUCCGUGUCUGGUGACUCCGAAGGGAAGUUAGAGCCGCACGUGCAAUUCAUUAACACAGAUGACCCAUUUCCGGAGUCUCCGGAUGCGCCGGUUGAGGAACAACAGCUAACUAUUCGAGCCGUCCUAGUUGGCUGCAUUUUGGGAGGCAUCAUCGCAGCCAGCAACAUCUACCUGGGUCUUAAAACGGGGUGGACAUUUGGCGCGUCGCUCUUCGGCUCAAUCAUCGGCUUCGCGAUCUUGAAACCACUGUCAAGAUCUGCACCAACUUUCCUUGGCGGGGGUUAUUUCGGACCUAAAGAAAACAAUGUCUGUCAAUCAGCUGCUACGUCAGCAGGAAGCCUCGGACUGCUGUUUACCUCGGGAUUUCCUGCCGCGUACCAGCUUGGACUAUUGAGUGUGCAUCCCAAAGACGACAUCGGCAGACUAAUCACUUUCACCAUUUGCUGCGCCUUCUUUGGUUUGAGCUUUACUCAACCGCUGAGGAAAUUCUACAUUUUGAAGUUAAAGCUCGUAUUUCCCUCCGGCGUGGCUGCUGCGUACACUAUCCAGUCUUUGCAUGUCGGCAAGAAUGCAGAAGUGACAGCAAGGAAGAAAACCAAGACGCUGCUAUAUGCCUUCAUCUUUGCCAUUACUUUGCGCGUGGUCAGCGAGUAUGCUCCGGGAUUGCUUUGGGAUUGGCACGUUUUCUACGCUCUGAAUAGAGUCGGGUGGAGUUCAGCGAUCGCUGCUGAGAGCUGGGGAUGGAUUUGGGAGUGGACCCCCGCGUUCAUUGGUGUAGGGAUGCUCACAGGUAUCAAUGCAUCGUAUAGCUUCCUCGGUGGAAGUUUCCUUGCUUGGGCUGUGUUGGGUCCUAUAAUUGUCGCAAAGGGAUUAGCUUUCGGGACCAUUGCAAACCCAUCUAUACCUGGAUACAUGAAUUAUAUGGGAAUGAGUCUUACAGAUCCCAUCCACCAUCCAUCUCCUAGAUACUGGCUGAUCUGGCCGGGCACACUGAUGCUCCUCUGUGCAAGUUUCACGGAAGUAGCAUGUAAUUGGAGGUCCUUGUACGCCGCGAUACGCUCCGCUUGCGGCAUGCUCCUGCAACGGUUUUCAAAAGACGGUGUAGUGGAUGAUAUCGUGGAUCCUGUACCUGAGCACGAACGCGUCCCCUUCUGGGCUUGGGGUUCUGUGCUUGUUAUCAGCACGAUCGUUACGUGUGUCGUGAUGGGUGUUCAGUUCGGACAGAACGUUGGUGUCACUCUCCUCGCGAUUGUAUUCUCUUUCCUAUUCAGCUUCAUUGGCUGCGAAAGCUCCGGUCGGACGAACAUCAAUCCCGUCACAUCAAUCGGUAAUGCCUCGCAGCUCAUCUUUGGAGGUCUAGGAAAGGGUCAGAACUACGCCAUCAAACGAGGCGAACUCCUAAACCUGCUUUCUGGAAUGUUGACACUAGGUGCUGCGGAACAAGCUGGGGACAUGAUUGGCGACCUCAAGACCACACACCUCCUCCGUGCGUCCCCAUGGGCUGUAUUCGUUGCUCAGCUCUGCGGAGCCGUGGUAUCGAUUUUCAUGGCAUCGGGUCUCUACGUCGUGUUUUCCACUGCUUACCCGUGUAUCAACGACUUAAGCUACACAACAUGCGCGUUCCCCACGCCUGAUGUACAGUCAUGGCGUGCAGUGGCUGUUGCUGUAUCGUCGAGCACAUUGCCCAUUCCAUCGUCUUCUGGAUAUGCCGCCAUCGCACUUGGAUUAACAGCCGUCCUCUCUGUCGUGGCGAAGUAUACAGUGGUGCCUCCGAAGUAUCACGACUUCAUACCCAACUUCAACGCUAUUGGAAUCGGGUUCAUAAUGAACGUCUGCACAUACCCUCUGGCAAUGUUUUCCGGCUCGACUCUGGCAUUUUUCUGGAGAAGACUGUUCUUUAACAACUACCAGAUGUAUUGUUUUGCUGUUGCAGCGGGUUUUAUUGCAGGCGAAGGUCUUGGUGGUAUUGUGAAUGCGAUUUUCACAAUUUCGGGCAUCUCUGGUGCAACAUAUGGGACAUCUGUCGGGUGUCCUAGCGGGGUUUAUUGCGGAUAGAGGUUACGUAGUUGACGCAGGACAUGAUGUUGUCUAUGCCAGUUACUCAUGCCAAUUUGAGCACGUCUAUAAGAUAA
Messenger RNA from Suillus paluster, 2440 nucleotides. RefSeq names its product OPT oligopeptide transporter protein-domain-containing protein. The coding region runs from base 207 to 2363 and encodes 718 amino acids. Gene Ontology annotation, molecular function: oligopeptide transmembrane transporter activity. The record is from RefSeq and is a predicted model, not a curated record. NCBI's taxonomy places the organism in Eukaryota, Fungi, Basidiomycota, Agaricomycetes, Boletales, Suillaceae. Gene Ontology annotation, cellular component: fungal-type vacuole membrane. The transcript has 13 exons.